UGUGUUGUAAAUUAGAUAUUAAAAUAGAGAAUAACCGUUAAUGUUUUGUCUUUCUAUUUUUUACCCUCCGAUUUUGAGUUAAUUUGAAAUUUUUAUCCUUUGUGGCUGAGAUGUCGCAUCUAAAGUUUGAGGCUUCAGAAUUGUAGCCACCGUUCAUCCCUGCCUGUGUAAUUGUUAGAAGGGAAUGGGUUCGUUUUAGUAAAGAAUAUACACCCCUUAGCUCCUGCAGAUAAGGUGGUUGUGUGCCCUGGUGUUGCUUUACAUUUUUAACAGCCGAUGUUUUCUUUCUUGUUUAGGCGCCAUAUUACCUGAAUUGUGUUGGUGCGCUGAAUAACCAAAUAAAACAAAUAUCUUGGUAUAAUUCUUAUGACCUUGUCCAUUGUUUGUCUUUCAAGUGUUCUGUAUUGCCAUGCAUUGUUCGGAAUUGCAAUCCGUUAAGAACAACAAAUUAACCUCAAAAUACUUAAAUGAAUUCAGCUCAAGGAGUAUAAACCAACCGGAAUAUUGAAGAACAUCUGCAUAUUAGAUACGAUGGGAUUAGAAGAAAGUACAGGUGGUUUGAAUGUGAAAGAUGUUUUACCUAUUGUAAAUGGCAAUAUUGUGCCAGGUUACAAGUUCAAUCAUGCAUCUCCUAUUGAAAAAGAAAGUGAAUACUUUAGAUCAAAUCCUGAAAAGGGCGACAGGGUUCACUGUGUCGUUUUCGUAGUGGACGCUAAUAUUCUUGGACAAAAUAACGUUUCUGAUGGAACAAGAAGGAACAUAAAGGAAAUAAAUGAAGAAUUAAGAAGAGAAGAUGUGCCGUCAUUUGUUUUGCUGACUAAAAUAGAUAAUCUUUGCGAACUCGUUGAGAAAGAUAUCAGGAACACGUAUUCCAGUGAAAAAGUCAAGCAAGCUGUUGAUAUUGCCGUCGAAUUAUAUAAUGUUCCGGAACAAAAUAUUUUCCCGAUAAAGAAUUAUCAUUGCGAAACGGAAAGAGAUACCAAUAAAGAGAUUCUGAUACUAUUAGCACUGAAACAGAUGAUGUACUUUGGAACAGAUUUCCUCCGUUCUACAUGAUACGUAACUUCAUCAACUGCA
Molecule: messenger RNA, 1077 nt
Organism: Ruditapes philippinarum (Manila clam)
Lineage: Eukaryota; Metazoa; Mollusca; Bivalvia; Venerida; Veneridae
Product: interferon-induced protein 44-like
Exons: 4
Coding region: 532-1056 (174 amino acids)
Source: RefSeq, a predicted model, not a curated record